AUCAGCGUCCUAAAGGCCUGAAAACCGACAGCCACGCCUCCAUGUGUCACAUGUCGUUUCAAAACAGGAAGUCGAAACCAGAGUGAAAUGUUUAGCUCGUGAUGUUUGGUCUCUUUGCCUAUUCAGCUUGGAUUUUUCGGACUUUUAUAGAAAGAACUUUACUAAUAUAAGAGAGUAAACUACUUGUUGGGUUUUAUUGCACAGUUAGAUGUUAUGCUAAAUCGGCUGCCUUUAAAAUCUUCAUUCAUGCGAUAAAAGGAAACGAGGCUCGAUGAGUAUCCGGGCGCUGUGGGUUCUCACCCACGAGAAGGGUGAAUCUGUAAAAGUGCAGUUUUCCAGGCGAUAUCCCUCGGUGGAGUUUCGUGCUAAAACCUUUGCUGGAGCUCACCAUGUGUCUGUUCCUGAGGAUUGUCAAAUAGCCCACCUCCUACUGAGUGAACUGGGCCUGGCAGACCCUGACAAGCCCUACAUUGCUGCAAGGGAUGACUGUUCCCAUCAGCAGCGAUCUCCUGCACUGGAGCUCCGUGUUGGUAGCUCAGGCGAGAGGACACUAUGGCCGGUCCUAACCAUCGUCCAGGGUGGACUAAUCCUUGCCUGUGUCCCGCUGACGGAAGUCCCACCUGAUCCUCGUCCCUCCCUUCCCAGCCUAGCUUCUGUGUCCCAGGGCUUAGCCCUGUUAUCUAGCCUACAGGGCUUUCUUUGUGGCACAGGGGGAAAAACACCAGAGCCGGAUGUGCUUGUCUCUCGCUUGGCUACCCUUCCGUCAGUACUGAUGCAGAUUUGUCCGUUAGGGACCCCCCUGGACACUCUUCCUCAGUCUGGGAUGCUGUCGGCAGCUCUGGCUCCUGGCCCUGGUGGUGCUCAGAAACAGCCUGCAUGGAAAACAGGAGUUCAUCGAGGAAGAGCGGUGGUUAGCGUGGCCCUCACAGAGAUGGUGAAAUCCAUGCAGUAUGGAAACCAGAGUAAACAGGAUCUGUGGGAUGUGCACGGGACAGUAACAUGCAAAUGCGAAGUGGAGGGUGUUCUGCCCAAUGUCACGGUCACCCUUACCCUGCCACCCAAUGGUUCACCCCUGCAGGACAUCCUAGUGCACCCCUGUGUGACAUCAUUAGAUUCCAGUAUUCUUACAGCUAGCAGUGUGGAGGGGAACGAUGGCUCGGCCUUUUCAGGGCCAUACAAAUUUCCUUUCUCUCCACCUUUGGAGCCUUUCCGACUUUGUAGUUAUACCUCCCAGGUACCUGUGCCACCUAUACUUGGUUCCUACCAUCUCAAGUCACAGGACAACCAUCUCAAGCUCAGCGUAGUCCUUAAACUUCACGAGAGUGUCAGAAACAGCUUUGAAUUCUGUGAAGCACAUCUUCCAUUUUUCAACAGAAACCUAAUGGGAAACGUGGAUAUAAAAGUGACCUCAGGACAGUUAGAGGUUUCUAAAGAGAAGAAUCUGCUUGUUUGGUUUCUUGGUCAGAAAUUUCCAAAGUCACGAGAGGUAUCUCUGGAAGGUGCGAUUCAUUUCUCAGGGCAUCUUGCUGGACCAUCAGACCCUAUGUGUACAGAUCUCACUGCAUAUGUGAAACUUUACUUCCGGGUACCUGAUUUGACUUUAUCUGGAUGCUGUGUGGACCAGCACUCUGUACAAGUGUACUCCUCAGCAAAGCCACGGAUCAUCACAACACGAGAGCUGGUGUCCUCUGAAUACUACAUCUGGAACUCCACUGGAGACGCCCCUGUGUGUUCUGGACCCGUGAUACUGUAGCAAAGCGAUUACUUACAGCAUAGAGACCUUAAUAGCUGAUAUAAACACAGGGUCGUUCAAAAUAGGAGAACAAUUUAUAAACGCUUUUGAAAUAUUGUUAAUAUUCAUUGCAAAUUUGAAGGAAUAUUAGCUGUACUUAUAUCACUGCUCUGCUCACAUGUUUUACAAAAUUACCAAGGCACUUUAUUUUGUUGAAAACACUGUGAUCAAAAUUAGAGAAUGGUUUGUAGCACAAAAGAAGAUUACUAAAAUAGAUAACUCACAUUUUUAAAGGUUAUAGCUGUAGAAUAUAAUAUAUAAAAGUGUAUAGGCCCUUGCUUUGAAUGGCAUCAGCACAUCUUCUUCCAGUCUCUUCCACAGUUCAGUAACUGUAUUGGUUUCUUAGCCAGUACUUUGUUCCAGGGAUGUUGUUUCCAGAGAUUUUCAGACAGGUUUAGUGCCUUGGUUAUUUUGAAAACAUGCUAGUAGAACAGUGGUAUCUCCAGCUAAUACAGUUAAUAUUCCUUAAAAUGUUGAGUGAUGAUCAGCAAUAUCUCAGGAUAAAAUAAAUCAAGUGUUUUAUGAAUGUUUCUCUAAUAUUGCCCACCACUGUAUAUACUUUUACCUGAAUUAGCCCACAGGACAAAAGAGUGUCAGCAAAUAGUCAGUGAAUUAAAGUGUUGAAGCUGCUUCUUAUAGGAGCUCUAAGUGUGAGAGAUGUGCAGGUAGAGGCAUUCUACCUAGGGCGAGUCAACCUUCUGCAGGUAUUUGUUCCAAAUUAUCCCAGAUAGACAUGCCAACCCUCUCAAACUGGACACAUUAGGUGCCUUCUUUGUUUACAGAUUAAGUUCUUUGGAUUUUUCUUUUUCUCAGAGUAAAAAUUGUGCAAUAAGUGAAAAUGAUAAUAAGGUACAUUGACUGAAGUAAAAUCUAACU
Hemibagrus wyckioides is the source of this 2668-nucleotide messenger RNA. It is a transcript of the gene ap5m1, whose product is annotated as adaptor related protein complex 5 subunit mu 1. The coding region runs from base 272 to 1753 and encodes 493 amino acids. The record is from RefSeq and is a predicted model, not a curated record. Gene Ontology annotation, biological process: endosomal transport. NCBI's taxonomy places the organism in Eukaryota, Metazoa, Chordata, Actinopteri, Siluriformes, Bagridae. The transcript is spliced from 8 exons. Gene Ontology annotation, cellular component: AP-type membrane coat adaptor complex; lysosome; cytosol.